ACAAGGAGUAACCAUGAGACUUGUGGUAUGUCUGCUAUUGGCUUUCGUUGAGCUCGUAUUGGCCAAAAAUACAUACAUUGUAACUGUACCAAAACGGAUAAGAGCUGGAUCAUCCGCUAGAAUUUGUUUAUCAGCUUUAAAAAGAAGCGAUAGACAAGUGACAAUCUUCGUAACAAUACUAGACAAACAAAACGGAACAAUAGCUACAGCCCAGGCACAACGAAAUUUACGUCGGGGAUAUGGAGUUGUUAAUAUAAAUGUACCAGGAAAUACCACCGCAGGAUUUGAUUAUAAGAUAAGAGUGAGCGUUAUUGGGGAUAUUACAUUUGACCAAACUGCUAUAAGAAUCCAAGUUUCAAGCAGAGCGUCAUCUAUUUUUAUCCAGACUGACAAAGCCGUUUACAAACCAGGAGAUUUGGUUCAGUUUAGGGUGUUUGGUACUAAUACAAGAUUAAAAGUUCUCACAGAUCCUAUGACAAUUUAUAUACAGGAUCCCAAAAGAAAUAGAGUAAAACAAUUUCUGAAUGUUCGCCCAGCGUUUGGUGUAUUUGCCGGGACAUUCCAAUUAUCUACCUUGACAAAUCUGGGACGCUGGACAAUCAGAGUGGAGCAAAAGAGAGAAAAGAACUCAAAAGGUUUUGAUGUGGAACGGGUUGUUCUACCUAAAUUUGAAGUCAACGUUGUAUUGCCUCCAUUUGAAUUGAAAACAGAUAGAUUUUUCACAGUUACUAUCAAUGCACUGUACACUUUUGGGAAGCCAGUACAAGGAGAUGCAGAGUUGACUAUUAAACGUCGAUGGACAAGAAAUACUAAAGAUCAGAUUGUGAAGAAAUUCAAGAUAAAUGGAAAAGCUACAAUUCGAGUUUUGAUGAGUGAAAUUGAACCAAAACUGGGAACUUACAUAGAAGUUACAGCUAAAGUAACGGAAACAAUUACAGGCAUCUCAGCAAAUGAUACAGGAAAUGUCCAAAUUUAUGACACACCAGAAAAACUUACGUUUUCCUCAAGUAUGUCAAGCUUUUUCAAACCUGGAUUGGACUAUUCAAUAAUAUUAAGAGCUACACAGCGAGAUGACAGUCCAUUAAACCCACCAUUGGGCUUUGUAAACAUCACGGUAACGUAUACAGUGCCUGGUGAAAGGAAACCACAAAUUGGGCUGUCUUCACCUGGUAGUAAUCAAAUUAUGCCGCUCCUAUUUCCACAAUCAAUCAACGCAGACACAAACGUAUUGUGGACACGUUUGGAACAAAUCCCUGAAUCAGGACUAAUUGUACUUUCAGCUAGAUUCCCUAAAGCGGCACAGUCUGGUAGAAUAGAGGCUUUUUAUCGCAAAUCGAGAGCAUCCAGAUUUUUGUCGCAAGCAGAAUCCCCAAGCAGAAACUACAUACAAGUUGAAGUUAAACAUAACCAAAAAGCUAAGCCUGGUCAGAAAUUAGCAUUGGUUAUAAAAGUUACAGAAAUGAUCCGCUUCUGCAAUUACAAAGUUUUUUCAAAAGGAUCACUUGUAACUCAAGGGCAAUUUAGGAUGAGAAAUAGAAAGCAGCAAGACCAGAAUCUAAAAAUCACAUACGCAAUGAUUCCUCAAGCAAAGUUACUGAUUUACUAUGUUAGACGACAAAACGGUGAAGUUGUAGCUGAUGCCAUUUCAUUUCCUAUUGAGGACAUAUUCAAUAAUAAAGUGUCUAUUAACUUCAACACAAAACGAGCUAAGCCAGGUGAUGAAGUUCAAGUUGAAUUGACGGCGGAUCCAAACUCAUUAGUCAAUGUUCUUGCUGUUGAUAAGAGUGUCCUAUUACUGAAAUCAGGAAAUGAUAUAACUACACAAAAUGUAUUGAAUGAACUUCAAAGAUAUAAUAACUCGGGAUUCUUUUCAAGAAGUAGUUGGGAUUUUUGGUUGCCAAGACCUGUUUACGGCAGGGAUGCAUUCUCGAUUUUCAAUGGAGCUGGUGUUUAUGUGUUGACAGAUGCGCUGCUUUAUCAGUACAUUCCCCCACCAGGACCCGGUGAUUUUUUUUCUAACGGACGUCUAGGACCACCUGGACAAGCAGGACGACUAGGAGCCGCUGGAGGCGGCAGUCUUGCAGUUCCAACACGAACACGGAAGAACUUUCCAGAAACAUGGUUAUGGGUAAACAGCACUACAGGUUCGGAUGGAACCGCAACAAUAAGAACGACAGCUCCUGACACAAUAACAGAAUGGAUUGCAUCAGCAUUUGCUGUUAAUCCCAUGUCGGGUCUCGGUGUUGCGGCAAAUACUGCUAAUUUAACAACUUUCCAAAGGUUUUUCAUGCGUUUUGAACUUCCAUUUUCUGCCAUACGAGGUGAAAUUAUUAUAGUCCAAAUCACAGUUUUCAAUUACUUAGACCAAGAUCAACAGGUUUCUGUGAAGCUUGCUAACAAUGUAAACUUUACCUUUGUUGAUGCAAACGGAAACGACUUCAAUCCAGGCCCAGACGGAUGGACAAAGUCUGUGUUUGUGAUGGGAAACAGUGUUGAGUCUGUGUACUUUCCUCUUAAACCAACUGCUCUUGGUAAAAUACUUUUGGACGGAACCGCAAGAUCUACUAUAGGUGCCGAUGCUGUACAGCGUGAUUUCCUGAUAGAGGCAGAAGGUAUAAAACAAAACUACAACGUUCCAUUACUUAUUGACCUCCGACAAGGAGGAAGGUUUAGAGAGACCAUUCCUUUGUCUUUCCCGCCAAAUCUUGUUGAAGAUUCAGAAUUUAUCAAAAUCCAAGUGAUUGGUGACCUAUUAGGGUCAACACUAGCGGGACUGGAGGAUCUUCUUCAGAUUUCAUACGGUUGUGGAGAACAAAAUAUGAUUAGAUUUGCUCCAAAUGUUUACGUCAGCUCAUACCUGAGAACAACAAACAGACUUACGAAUGAUGUAAUAAAUAGAGUUAAAAGCAUUUUAGAGGGAGGUUACCAAAGAGAACUUUCAUAUGUUCAUGACGAUGGAUCUUUCAGCGCUUUUGGAAAUAACGAUAAAAGUGGAACUACCUGGUUGACUGCUUUUGUGAUCAAAUCAUUUUCACAAGCUGUAAGUUUUACCUAUAUUGACAUCAACGUCAUAUCAAAGGCUGUUCAAUGGAUUAUAAAGCAACAAGAAACAUCCGGUGCCUUUAAUGAACCAGGAAUUGUUCUUCAUAAAGAAAUGCAGGGUGGAUCUGUGUCUAGUAAAAGGAGUCUGACUGCAUUUGUACUCAUUGCACUUCUUGAAGCACGAGAUAAUAAACAAGUGUCCACAGCGGUACAGAUGAAUGUAACUAAAGCUAUAGAUAAUGCAGUAGGAUUUGUAGCAAAUGGUGCACCUGCGUCAUUUGCUAAUUUAUAUGAACUUGCUAUAUCAUUCUAUGCCUUAUCGUUAGCAAAACAUCCUUUAGCAGGCGCAAUUUUGGCUGAACUUGAGAAAAAGGCAAAAGUCAAUGGCGGUGAAAAAUACUGGACAUUACCUGAAACGGAAGCAGACAAACUACAACCUUGGAAAUCUUGGACACCACCACAAACUAAAGUCAGAGCUAUAGAUGUCGAAAUGACCUCUUAUAUACUGUUAGGAUACAAUCUGAAAGACGACACAGACAACGGCAUUCGAAUAAUGAAAUGGUUAGGUAGACAGAGAAAUCCACGAGGAGGGUUCAUUUCUACACAGGACACAGUGAUAGCAAUUCAAGGACUGUCAGGGUUAGGAGAAAAGAUUUACGUUCCUAAUUUUCAAAUGACUGUAAAAACUGUUAGUGACACAUGGCCUCAAGGAAAAACGUUCAACGUGAACAAUAGGAAUGCAUUGGUACUACAAAUAGAAGAUAUUCCAAAUACAGUACGAAGUGUAUCAGUGAGUGCUAAUGGACGAGGGCUUUGCUUAAUGGAGGUUGCAGUUUUUUUUAAUGUCAACAAUGACUUACGAGAGCCAGCAUUCGCUAUGACAACAAUAGUACUCAAUGAUUCAACAAAAGGAUUCAGACUAAGAGUUUGCUUCAGUUGGUUAAGGGGAGGACAGAGUACAAUGGGAAUACUAGAAAUAUCUUUACCAUCUGGAAUGGAAGCUGACUUAAACUCUAUUGAUACAACCAAUACUGGGGGGCAAUACAAAAAAGUGGAGAAGGCUUUCCGUCAAAUUAAUUUAUAUUUUGAUGCGAUUCUGUCAGAGCAAAUGUGCAUUGAAGUAGACAUAAAAAGAGUUGCCCUGGUUGCUCGACAUAAACCUGUUUGGGUCAAAUUGAGGGAGUACUAUGAACCAAGUAAUGAAGUAAUUAAGUUUUACCAAUCUAAAGCUCUUGCCAAUGCUACCAUUAUCGAAGUCUGUGGUCCGAACAAUUGUGAAGAAGUAAAGAGACGGUAAUCCUGAAAUACGAGAAUAUGAAAUUAUUUCCUAACUAAUGAUAGAUGAAUAACUAUUCUUUUUCAAUUACAAAUAGACACUGGGUUUAAUCAGAUAUCUUAUGGCAUGUACUAUUGGCAUACAUACAAGUUUAACUUGUA
Molecule: messenger RNA, 4479 nt
Organism: Mytilus californianus (California mussel)
Lineage: Eukaryota; Metazoa; Mollusca; Bivalvia; Mytilida; Mytilidae
Product: CD109 antigen-like
Exons: 36
Coding region: 14-4339 (1441 amino acids)
Cellular component (GO): extracellular region
Molecular function (GO): endopeptidase inhibitor activity
Source: RefSeq, a predicted model, not a curated record